Molecule: messenger RNA, 2680 nt
Organism: Culex quinquefasciatus (southern house mosquito)
Lineage: Eukaryota; Metazoa; Arthropoda; Insecta; Diptera; Culicidae
Gene: Ube2g1
Product: ubiquitin-conjugating enzyme E2 G1
Exons: 3
Coding region: 580-1083 (167 amino acids)
Biological process (GO): protein polyubiquitination; proteasome-mediated ubiquitin-dependent protein catabolic process
Molecular function (GO): ubiquitin conjugating enzyme activity
Source: RefSeq, a predicted model, not a curated record
CGUCCGUCCGUCAACCGCAGCAGCAGCAGCAGCACAGCCAGAGCAACCGUGGAGAAGACAAGUUCGUAGCUCUUUUCCGUUCAAAAUCGCAUCGCCGUCGUCGCCGUCGCCGGUGGCCGCCAUCGAAGAAAAAAGAAAACCAGGGGAAAAAAGUCCGCACUGACGGGUUUUUCACGCAGGAAAAGCCGCCGGAAAUUGUGUCCCCCGUGAGUCAGCGUUUUUUGUGACUGACUUUUUGAAAAAGUUGUACCAGUUUUUCCGUUCGUCCGUCCGUCAGUUCGUUUACCUGCCGCGGCCUCCUUCGGGUUUUUUUUUUCUGUGUGUGGAUCUGCCGGCGCCGCCUGCUGCUGCAGCAUUCCGGAUCGAUUUUCGACUUUCGAGGAGGAAAACCGGAGAGAAAAAGGAAAAAAGCCAGAAGGACAUCGGGAAAAGGAAUAAAAAGUCGUCGCCCAGUUCGACAUUUUAUAUUUUCCUGCUUCCCAAGUGGCUUCCAGUGUGCGUUACGUUUUUAUUCCCUUUUAAUUUCACACACACACUUUCCCGAAACCGACCGUCACCGGAAAACCCGGACCAGCUCUAAUGUCAGAACCUCAGUCAUCGUUGCUGCUGAAGAAACAGUUGGCAGAAUUGAGCAAAAACCCCGUUGAAGGCUUUUCGGCGGGCCUUAUUGACGACAAUGACAUCUUCAGAUGGGAAGUACUUAUCAUCGGACCACCAGACACCCUCUACGAGGGUGGCUUCUUCAAGGCACAUCUGCACUUCCCGAAGGAGUACCCGCUGCGGCCGCCGCGCAUGAAGUUCGUCACAGAGAUCUGGCACCCGAACAUUGACCGCAACGGAGACGUGUGCAUCAGCAUCCUGCACGAGCCCGGCGAUGACAAGUGGGGCUACGAGAAGGCUUCCGAGCGCUGGCUGCCGGUCCACACCGUCGAGACGAUCCUGAUCUCGGUGAUCUCGAUGCUGGCCGACCCGAACGACGAGUCGCCCGCGAACGUGGACGCGGCCAAGGAGUGGCGGGAGGCGUACCCGGAGUUCAAGCGGAAAGUGGCCCGGUGUGUUCGGAAGAGUCAGGAGGAGUGUUAGUAGGAUUUUUUUUAAAUGUCUUAUAUUUAUUAAUUAAUUAAUUAUUACUAUAAUAAUGAUGAUAUGGUGAUGAUAAUGAUGAGAUAAGGCAGAACGCGCGCGCGCGCGAUGCGAUGAUGAUUGAGCUCUGAUUGGUUCUCCCUCCUCAGAAGUGACAUGAAAACCCGCGAGAAGCAGCAGCAGAAAAGAGGACACACACGAUGACGGCUAGGCUUUUGAUUGGUCUUUUUUUCUCUCUCCUGAGGACGUUGUAAUUGCAAUAUUUCAUCGGACAUUAUAAAUCAUUCGACAUCCAAAAGACUCCUUCUUUUUUUUUGCAACACAAUCCCAGACCACGAACAUGCGCGCGCAUUUCUUCAAAGUGACUGUCAAACCAGUUUUCCCGAUUUUUUAACCUACAAUUCAGACUUGUAGCUGUUUAGUUUAAAGUUUGCUGAAAAUAAAGUCAAACUGAUUAAUCUAAGUCCCAAAUCCGAAUGUUUGUUUUCCAUCAACAACGGCUGACUGAGCAAAAUUGAUUAAGAACGGUUCCAGAAGCCAGCAAAAACAGAUGUUUGGCAUUGCGCGCGCAUCCAGCUUCAACAGGUGGUUCAUCAUCUCUCCUUUUUUAACAAUUUGUGCCGUUGUGGGAAUGAAGAAAGCUUGGAAUGAAACUGUUCUGGGGGAUAACAUUUGAAGAUGAACGCAACACCACACUCAGGAACUUAAUCACACUCACACAACAAACAAUCGCGUUAUAAAAACAAGGAAAUAUCUGCAAAUUUGUGAGAAAUGAAGAAGUGCCCACGAAUGACAAUGGAAAGAGUGAAAAAAAAAUAACACACAGAUAAGACGGAGCCAUCUGCCAAAACUAAGAAAACAAAAUAAAAAAAUCUGCUCAUUUGAAUUCAGCUCUGUUACAGAAUGAUAACGAAGCCAACAACACGCGAACAUUGCAAAGCUGAAAUGAGAUUGAUACUAAUUAUAAGUUAAACUAAUUUCUCGUAAGGACUUAUCAGUGCUUCGUUCUGAAUCUUUGAAAAGAGAAAACAGAAACAAAAAUUGCUUUUUUAAAUUACGUUGAAAUCUGAAACUUUUGUGUGAUACUUCUGUUUCCUAAACUGCUAUAAAACCAUAACAAAACCAGAUUCAUAAAUGCAAGCAAGCAAACAAAGGACACACACACACAGACAGACAAAUGUAAAUAGUGCAGUUUCCGCAGCCAGGCAAGAAACGCGUGUAACCAAACCAAACUGAAUUAGUAACAUCUUCCCCCCUUCCCCCUUUCUCUUUCUUGCUACUAUCCUACAGAAAAAUGCAACCAAACGCGAAAUGAGUGCAGCUCCCCGAACACAAACUAUUGUUUUUUCCCGCUUCCGCCAGUUCAGUCAGGAUAAGCCUCUUUUCCUGAUGAUAAGUUUAAGUUGAUAACAAAGAAUGAGGAAAUAAAAAUUAAUAAAAUUACAAAAAAAAACACCGAAAGACUCUGACCGACAAAUGCAAGGAAUAAUUUACUUAGCGCGGUAACAAAAAAAAAAACAACAGCAACACAACAUACACACACACGUAAGCAUACCUAUAAACAGUAAGGAUUAAUGAAAAGCCUAUGCAAAUUUGA